AUGUCUCUCAAGGUGCUCAUCUACGCGUACCGCAAACCCGCGCAGCUAUAUUGCCCGCAGCAUGUUGAGGUGUCCCCCGAAGGCGCGACUACGCGCAAUGCCACUACUCCAGCCACUGUGAUUGUUGGCCAACAAUCCGACUACGACUUUGAUGCCUAUGCCGAGCUCACUUUUGUGGAUCAAGCUGCCUUUCAGGCCUUCGGGGCUAAGAUUUAUGCCCCUGAAGCUGCGACUCAGAUUCCUGCAGAUGAAGAGAGGCUUGAUAAGUCGCAACUGGCUAUUGCGAUGCUGGGGGAUGGGACCGAGAUGAUUAAGUGA
Penicillium cinerascens is the source of this 318-nucleotide messenger RNA. RefSeq lists its product as uncharacterized. Bases 1 to 318 code for a protein of 105 amino acids. Lineage: Eukaryota; Fungi; Ascomycota; Eurotiomycetes; Eurotiales; Aspergillaceae. The record is from RefSeq and is a predicted model, not a curated record. The transcript has 2 exons. Gene Ontology annotation, molecular function: oxidoreductase activity.